AUGGUCGGUCGUGUCUCAUUAGAUAUGUACAUCAAUGCUGCCAAUUCGAGCUUCAGAGUAAAAAUACAAUCAGGUGGUACUUGUUAUGCUCAUGCUGUUGUCACUGUAUUUUAUUUGGCAACGCGUCGAAUUGAAGAUCGGGAAAAUGGGGUAUCUGGCUUCGCUGAUAUCUGUCAACAACUGAUCAAUGCAUAUGGUGAAGAAGGUGCAAUUACUGAAAAUGUUCUGAAUAUAUGGCCUCCCAAAUACCGUCUACAUUACGAGAAAGUGAAUGAACUCGAUUCACGACAAGCAAUCAAUCAACGACGACCAGUCAAUUGUCCACAAGGUGUAUUGAAAAGUAAAGACUUAGGCCGAGCGGGACUCGGAGCAAAAUUAUCUGGACAUGCUGUUGUGCUGAUGAAGUGUGAUCCGAUCAGUUUAACAUUUAUUAACUCAUGGGGCACUGAGUUUGCAGAUAAAGAUGGUUUGAAGCCAAGUGAAAUUCGAGCAUUUCAAAGGAAGAGUAGUGAAACAGGACGAAAUCUGAUAGAAAAGCUACCACCAGGUAUUCAAAAUAUACCUUAUGAAUAUCCUCAUUGUCGUCGAUGUUCUGCCGUACGUACAUUCAUAAUACAUUUCUCGGAUGCAGAAUGUCCUACAUGCAAUCGAUAUUUCAAACCAACUCCAUUGGGACUCAACGUCACUGCCUAUACAUAUUAA
Didymodactylos carnosus is the source of this 702-nucleotide messenger RNA. The record is from the annotation of a GenBank genome assembly. NCBI's taxonomy places the organism in Eukaryota, Metazoa, Rotifera, Eurotatoria, Philodinida, Philodinidae.